This is a messenger RNA of Gekko japonicus, 1614 nucleotides long. It is a transcript of the gene ANXA9, whose product is annotated as annexin A9. Gene Ontology annotation, cellular component: cytoplasm. The record is from RefSeq and is a predicted model, not a curated record. The transcript is spliced from 13 exons. Gene Ontology annotation, molecular function: calcium-dependent phospholipid binding; calcium ion binding. The coding region runs from base 312 to 1388 and encodes 358 amino acids. Lineage: Eukaryota; Metazoa; Chordata; Lepidosauria; Squamata; Gekkonidae.
CUCCUUGGCUCGGAGAGCGAGGACGUGCCGAGCCAGUUCUGCUCUCGCUCUUAUCAGAAACGAGGUCAGCGAUCCAACCUCCCUGCGGGGCGGGGCAGGGGUGCCAAACACCCUCGACAGUCCAGAAAGGAGACCGGGACGGAACGCCGGCCGGAGAGCUGCACGGAGCUCCGUGAGGAAGAAAGGCGUUCAUAAAUGUGUUAAAGAAAACCAACCAAUCGAAAAGAAGCACCCUCGUCGCCAGUGGAUUCCUGUUCGCUACAGGGCCGCAGUCUCCCUGCCACCCCUCCGUCGUCUCUGAGGGCUCCAGGAUGCCCCUUGCUAGCAGGCCGGAGAAGAGCUCCCUGGCGAAUAAAAUCCUCAAGCAGUUGCCCCUGGCCGAUAAGACUGCCGUCUGGGGGACUUUGGGGACUAUUCGGCCUCUCCUGAGCUUUGAAGUAGAGCGGGAUGUCCAGUCUCUCCUCGAUGCCAUCACAGGUGAAGCCGUCGACUACAGGACCAUAACCCACUUGCUCACCAACCGGACCAAUGGACAGAGACAGCAAAUUGCCGAAGGUUUCCAGUCCUUCACUCAACAGGAUCUGCUGAAGACCCUGCAAGCUGCCGUGUCCGGGAACUUGGAGACAGCUGUGGUGGCACUGCUGAAGCCAGCGGCACAAUACGAUGCUCAUGAGAUCAAACUGGCCAUGAAGAGUUACUCGGUCGCCCGCCCUUCGUCGCCGCAGGUCCCAGACGGAGCCACGCUGGCCGAAAUCCUCUGCACUCGGACAACCCAGCAGCUUCGAGAAAUCUUGGAUUUCUAUAAGCACGAUUUCAAAUCGGACUUAGAGGCUGAUGUUGCGUCUGGACCCAGCAGCAGUUUUAAAGACCUCCUUCUUGCACUGAUCAAGACCAGCCGAGAGAAGUACUCUGGGGUCAUCGACUACGUCUUGAUCGAGCAAGAUGCCAAGGCUCUGGUGAACGCGGGCAGUGGCUACGUGGACGGGACGGAUGAGAAGAAGUGGAUCAGGAUCCUCACCCAGCGCAGCCCCGAACAUCUAAACCGAGUGUUCAGCUUGUACCACAAGAUGACCGGGCUGCAGAUAGAGGAAGCCGUGGCCAAGUUCUUCCAGGGCAACGCCCAAGUGGCUCUCUCGACCCUGGUCUCAGUCCUGAGGAACACCCCUCUCUAUUUCGCCCUCAAACUCCGCCAAGCGAUUAAGGGUCCAGUCGCCAGCCACAAAACUCUAAUUCGCAUCCUGAUCUCCCGUAGCGAGACUGACCUCCUCAGCAUACGAGCGGAAUUCAGAAAGCAGUACGGGAUGUCGCUCUAUUCGUUCAUCCGGGCUGAAACGCAAGGCUAUUACCGGGAGGUGCUGCUGGGUCUGUGCAAGGCAGAAGAUCUGUAAGACUCUCUGGUGAGGAAACGCACAGGACGGGGGCAGUCUACCUCCGAACGCCCCACAGAAACCGCUCUCCCCUCCCCAUCUGCAGUAGAAAACAGCAAGAGUCCGGCAGCACCUUCAAGACUUACAAAAUUUGUGGCAGUGUGGGAGACGAGAAGCAGCAGCGAUUGGAUUUCUACCCCGCCCUUCACUACCCAAAGGGGGUCUCAGAGCGGCUCACAAACUCCUC